Carcharodon carcharias (great white shark) is the source of this 3580-nucleotide messenger RNA. RefSeq names its product tubulin folding cofactor E (gene tbce). Bases 246 to 1832 code for a protein of 528 amino acids. Lineage: Eukaryota; Metazoa; Chordata; Chondrichthyes; Lamniformes; Lamnidae. The record is from RefSeq and is a predicted model, not a curated record. The transcript has 17 exons. Gene Ontology annotation, molecular function: alpha-tubulin binding. Gene Ontology annotation, biological process: protein folding.
GGUCCGUCUCCGCACGGAAAGUCUCCGUACCGGAAACCGCGGUGCUUUAGCAGGAGUCCCGGCCGCUGGUUGCCCUAGUGACGGAGUCUGGAGUCGGACUGGCGGCGAGAAAUACAGCAACGGAGACAGCGGCAAGAUUCCAGUCGGUCGGUGGGCAGGCGGACGGAAAGAUAAAAACGGAGGGUUUCUCCCCGCUAGGCGGGUCUUGAUUUGGAUGAGCCGUCAAAGGCUGAAAUAUACCAACGAUGACUCAGAGUGACAGUGUGCCUUGUGAUGCUGUGGGUAGAAGAAUCAUCUAUCGGGAUGAAUACGGGACUGUUCGCUUUGUGGGAACAGUAUCAUCAGCAGCAGGGAUCUGGCUUGGAGUGGAAUGGGACAAUCCUGAACGAGGAAAGCACAAUGGGACGCAUGAGGGAGUGCAGUAUUUCCAGUGCAGUCACCCCACAGGUGGUUCAUUCAUUCGCCCUCAAAAGGCAAACUUCGGAGUGGAUUUUCUCUCGGCAGUGAGGGACCGCUAUGGGCAGGAGGGCAAUCAGGGAAUACAGGACUGCCGGGGCAAUCCUCUUCGCUGGGGCAAGAAACCUAUCGAAUUUUUGGGAAGCCAAGACGUUAAACAAAGGUGGUUUGAUGCGUUGUUGAUUGUUUCGGUCGGUGGAUGUCAAGUGAGCCACGCCAAUGAAGAGGACGAGAUCUCCAAUGUUUGCCCCAAUAUUGUAGAGCUGGACUUGGCCAAGAACUUGCUUCCCUCCUGGGAUAAGGUAGCGCAAAUUACUCGACAGUUAAGGAAACUUGAACAUCUUGAUCUCAGUCAAAACAAGUUGGCGAUUAUUUCCAAUCCAGUCUCUCUGUCUGAUGCGUUUGCCAACCUGAAGGCAUUAGCCAUUCAACACAAUGGACUGACAUGGGCCCAGGUUCUGGAAUGCUCCCAAAUGUGGCCAGUGCUCGAAAGGGCCCACCUGUCAUCUAAUGCUAUAUCUGUGUUAGAAAGGCCUAUUGGUGUUCUACAGUCCUUGACGUUACUGGAUCUCAGCUCCAACCUGCUGGCUGAUGAGAAUCAACUGGUGCACAUUGCUUAUUUGCCAAGGUUGGAGCAGCUCAUUUUGUCAAACACUGGGUUGACCUCAUUGCAUUUUGAUGAUAUUCAACCAGACGGUAAAACAGCAAUGUUUCCAAAAUUGAAAUUCCUAGCAAUUGACAAGAACCGAAUCUCAGAGUUUUCGACCGUGAAUGAGUUAAACAAGUUACAAAGCUUAGAACAGCUGAAGUUUAGUGACUAUGCGAUGGUGGAGCGUGAGAAGAAUGCAAAAACUGUGCGGCAGCUUAUCAUUGCAAAGCUGGGACAUCUAAAUGUAUUAAACAGAACAGAAAUUUCAGCCGAUGAAAGGAAGGGAGCCGAACUAGACUAUCGCAAGAGAUUUGGGAAGGACUGGCUGAAGGCUGGAGGGCACCAGGAUCCUGAGAAAAACAGACCAGAUAAGGAAUUCUGUGCUGAGCAUCCUAGAUAUCAAGAACUUAUUGAGAAGUAUGGAGCUGCUGAACUUUCCGAGAUGGAACAGCAAAAGUUGUUUGCCCUAAAGGAUCAGCUAAUAGCUUUGACCAUUAGGUGCCCGGACAAUCCAGAUCAAAAACAGUUAGAGAAGAAGCUGCCAGACUCCAUGAUCAUUCAGAAAGUGAGGGGGCUGCUUCAUCGACUGCUGAAAAUUCCAGGUGCUGAACUAAAAUUAACGUAUAUCAGCUCAAAGAUGGACAUGGAAAUAGAUAUGGAUAAUGAUCUGAAGCCUCUAUCAUACUACUCGAUAGAGAGUGGAGACUGUAUAUUAGUGAGAUGGUAGCUGCAUGUGACUAACACAUUAUAUAUAAAGGAAAGGAACCAUACUCACCCUUGAGAGAAGAUAUUUUUAAACACUAUCCCAGCACUGUAUUGGAGAUGCAUGUGAUCCCAUGCAGCUUUGGAGGCAGUACUUCUUUACGGCUGUAUUUAAAACAAUGCUGGCUAGUUAGCUGCUGGUGAACAAUGAUUUCUUUUUGAGCCUGCCUUGAAGCUACAGAAUGUAAUGUGGAUGUUACAAAGUCCACAUUAUAAUUUGCACCUGUGUCAAAACUCUCAACUUUGUACUUAAUUGUUUUUGCUUAAAAAAAACAAGCUCAAUGUAUCUUUACAUGAUAAACAGGCCUGAAGAAACAGUUUAUAACACAGUUGUAAAAUUAACAUGUUCUGUUUAGCAAUGGCACCAAAUCUUUACUAAAAAUCCUAAUGCAGACUCUGAGUGGUUAACCUCAUUCUCAAACAAUGUUUGCUCUUUGUACAGUAAUGGUUCUGAACCUGUAACAAUUUGAAGUGAUCCAAAAGGUUCAGUGUUAAGUGUCUUUUGGUAGUUCUGGGCAUUUAGCCUUAAUGUUACUGCAUUGGACUCUGAUUCAGAGGCUUAACAAGCAUUUUAAGUUCAAGUACCUUCUACAGGUGAGUUGAAUGAUUCUGGCUGAACACACUUCCUCACACAGGAUCUCCCCUACCUCCUAUAAUGCGAACCUGUGGUCGUCAAAAUGGAACUGUAUUGGUGGUAGCUGUGGAGCAGGCUCAUGCUGAAAGCAGUCUGUCCUCCCAGCUAUAGUGUGUGUAGCAGAGGGAUGGGAGUUGUUGAGGGCAUCACAAAGCUUGAGAAGGAGAAUGAUGUUCUAAUAUUAUUGGGGAGAGAUAUUUGUAAAUCCUGCCUAAGAUUAAACUCAACAUGGCACUGUUCGAAAGUUCCAGCUGUUUAGGAAGCUUUUGGGAAUAAUAAUUGAGUUUAUGAAAUGUAACUUUUGCAUUGCAUAUAUCCUACAUAGUUUUGACAGUUAAUGGAAUGGACUGGUAUUAGAGUUUUUUAACAUCUAUAUAUCUGUAUUUUCUAAUGUUGCCACACUUUCCAGUUCUAGCCUUAGUCCUUGAAUGAGACUGUAGGACAGCUAACAAUUGAAAGGCUACAUUAAAGUGGUAAUGUUGGAGUUUUGCUUGAGCUGUUAGAGUGCCUCCUACUCCUAGAACAUUUCAGCAUUGAAUGCAUUCCUGGAGGAUGAUCUCUCCUGUGGUUUACAAUCCCCUCAGUGUGGUGACGAGAGACAUACAGACAUUCAAAAAGCAAAAAAUAAAACCGAGAAAACAUUUACAGUUUGGGGCAUUGUGACAUCCCUCACUUGAACACAGCAAUGCUGCAAGUAGCUGCAAAAACAUGAUCCUGCUACCCUAUUUUGUAGCUUGCCCAUAGCUCAGACCCUCUAAACUAAUCACAUGUUGCCUUAACUGCAAGGUAGUUCAGGGUUAGAUUAGAAACAUUAACUUACUUCCUUCCUCCACAGAUUCCUUCAGUUUUAUUUUAUCACCCUCCAGGAUUCAUAGCAUCUCGUACAGAAUAUUACUCUCCUUUAAAGCUUUCUCUGCUUCCGGAACUUCCCAGAGACUCUCAUACAUCUUUAAAGUGUUGUAUGUGGAACAUUGUGGGUUACAAGAGUUCUAAUUACAUUUGACAUUUGGUAAAUGUUUGUAUGAGGAACCUAUGCAAAUUCCAUUCCCCUCACUCUAUAAUAAAAGGUUUUUGCUGCA